Molecule: messenger RNA, 1832 nt
Organism: Brienomyrus brachyistius
Lineage: Eukaryota; Metazoa; Chordata; Actinopteri; Osteoglossiformes; Mormyridae
Product: regulator of G-protein signaling 7-binding protein B-like
Exons: 6
Coding region: 522-1283 (253 amino acids)
Biological process (GO): G protein-coupled receptor signaling pathway
Cellular component (GO): neuron projection; postsynapse; nucleus
Source: RefSeq, a predicted model, not a curated record
AUACAAAGAAAAUGUUUGAGUUUUUUGUUUUAUUAAAUCGCAGUUGUAAAUGGUGUCCCAGAGGGCUCAAGAACAGCGCCCAUGUUCUGAUCUAAAUCCGAAGUGCUGGCAUUAAAGCCCAAAUCCUCGUUCAGAUUGGGUUGCCUGUCAUGCCUGCCAAGGAGAUCGGUACUCAGAGAAGGACCCUGCCAGCGUCGCAGGGAGUAGCACUGUCUCGUGUUAAUGUCGUCAUUAUUAUUUUACUAUUAUACUUUUUAAUUCGCUGUCAGUCAUCUGACGUGCUGGUUGUUUGCCGCUUUUGGGCGACACACGAGCGUAGGGAGAUUCAUCGUUGUUAGACGUGAUCACAGCCCGUGGUGAUAAGGAGCCGGAGGAGAGGCGCUCACUACGCGACAUGCCGUCAAGGUGACUUAGCGGGGCGGACGGACGGACGGCGGUGGCCGGGCGGAGCUGCGGAGGGAGGGACGUCCUCCUCACCCUCACCAGCGUUUACCUUUCCUUUAUUCACUGCUCGGGUCUGCAUGUGCGCUGCAGCGUCUGGCCGCAAGACUCACCCGAGCGCCACCGGCAGCGUAUUUCACAUCGGCGGCCAGCUUUCCCCCAGGGCCCUGGAGCGGGGAUCGAGCUCUGAGAGUGUCCGCAAAGUCCGGCGAGCCCUGGACGACUGCCGGACGACCGUCUCCGAGUUGAAUAACCUGGUGGCGCUAUACCGCGAACUCGUCAUUUCCAUCGGCGAGACGGCAACCGACUGCGCUUCCGUGCGGGGGGAGAUGCGCAGGACCAGGGCGGGAGCCUGUGAGACGGCGCGGGCUGCGCAGCGGAGCCUCUGCGUCAUCCCGGGCCCAGAGGAUGGAGAGAUCCCCCUGGACAUUUGCAGGCUCUUCAUCCAGCUUCAGUGCUGUCUAGAGAUGUUCAUCACAGAGAUGCUGAAGGCCGCAUGCCUAUUGAGCUCCCUGCAGAUGUACAGGAGAGGGCGUGAGGACAUGGAGCUGAAAGUGGAAAUCAAGGCUGAUGAAAGUUCUGACACCCCUAUUCUUCAGGAAAGUUCCUCCUUACCUACAGACGGCUGGUGGCUGGUGGGCGUGGACAUUAAGAACACAGAGAGAGACAUGAAGCAGAUGAAAAACCUUCUCAGCAAACUCAGGGAGAUCAUGCCUUCACCCUUGAAGAACCAAGAUGACAGCAGCCUCUUGAACCUCACUCCGCAGCCACUGAUCAGACCGAGGAAGAGCCGCAUCUUCAGGUUUUGCUGUCCCGCUAAGAGUUUGCACCCCGGACUCUGAGCCGUGACCAGUGGGAACGUGGUCCUCAAUCAUGCACCUCCUUCUUCAGCCAAUACCACCGAUUCCAGACUGGCUUUUUUUUUUUGUAUUUUUUGGUAAAUCGCAGUAUAUACUGCAGCUGCAGACAUAACACUUGAUAGAUAUUUUAUUUAUGUAAUAAGAUGAACCAGAUUGUCAUUUAUGCUUUGCAUCUGAUUGACUUGACACGAGUGCGAAACAUUGAAUCAGGUUGAAAGGAGCAGUACAGCUUGAGAGUGUGAAUGUGUCAUUAUGAUUAGUGCUCUGUUAGGUCCAUGAGACGUACGAAACAGCAGCGGCUCACAGCCAAGGUCCACGCUGAGGAGAACCGCAAUUACUCCUGUGAAGUGAUCAGCCACCAACCAAGCAGCUGCAAAGCAGAUAUUGCAUUAAGAUAUUUGUUACAGAUUUUAUAAUUCCUUAAACAACCAAUUAUCUUGUGCCGUUAAUUCAGUCUUCCAUGUGCCAUAAUCCUGUACCUCUUUUGAAAUUUUCAUCCCAAGGAAAAUAAAGUAUUAGGCCUGAAAUAUA